Molecule: messenger RNA, 4444 nt
Organism: Hyla sarda
Lineage: Eukaryota; Metazoa; Chordata; Amphibia; Anura; Hylidae
Gene: CARNS1
Product: carnosine synthase 1
Exons: 10
Coding region: 456-3482 (1008 amino acids)
Biological process (GO): carnosine biosynthetic process
Molecular function (GO): ATP hydrolysis activity; ATP binding; carnosine synthase activity
Source: RefSeq, a predicted model, not a curated record
CUUAUUUUUAUAUUAGUUUUUUCAAUUUAAAGAAAAGGAAUGAGAUCCCAGAUGCGUCGGGGAUUUUGCUGAUUCCAUUAUCUCCACUUAGUCGUCCAGGAGAGGCGGGAGGGCGGCAUGAAUGGGGGCCUCUUACUGUACCAACAGCUGGGCUUGUGUGUUUUGUACAGGAAUAGCAGAGCAGAGUGCAGCUCUGGGUGUAAUGGAAUAAGUUCCCCAUAUCACAGCCCUAUGAUUGAUGGGCACGGCUGUGCUGUUGACCCGCUGAUAUGGCCCUGGCUGAGUGACAGCUGGGAGCAGCUCAAGUAAAGCCUAACAGGGAGGGAGCAUGCGGGGGAGCAGGAUUUAAAGAGACGCUCUAAUCCCCAGGAGCUCUCUUUGUGCCUGUCUCUCUGGAGAGGUCUCCCUAUACCUGGCGUUAUUGCUGCGAGGACACUUAGAGGAGAAGCUUCAGGAUGCUGUCUCUUGACCAGCUCAUAUUGGAUCAUCCUAUGUACUCCAAAGAUGGAGACUUAAGUGAGGUUUGGGUACCUGGGGCUACCCCUCCUUGGGGAAUGAGUCAUUCCACAGAAACACCACAAGGAAAGAAUAAUGGGGAGAAUGAAGUGCAACCAAACGAAAAUGUUAUAGAAAGCUACGAGGAUCUGCAGAAGGUUCUGAUCAAUGCUGGACUUCCCGAGACAGAAGACAGGAGCAAACAACCACGUACAGGUCAUACCAUGGAUACCACAACCAUCUGUGUCUUCGGAGCCCCCAGCUUUGCUAUGUCCAUUCUGCUUGAGGGUGCGAGACAAUGUCCUGGAAAAAUACUACUUUGUCUUUCCACCUCAUGGUUCUGCCCAGCUCCACCAUCUUCAGCCACCACAGUCCCUCUAUUUGUCAAACAGGCUGUGACUUUUGAUCUGGGGGGUCGCACUUACUUGGACACUUUUUCUCCUCCUCGACGUGUCACUUACCUCUCCUGGUUGGGAGGUCCUCAGUUCCUGGUGGGAGAGCAGUGGGAUUGUCCAAUGGGGGGAUCUCCACAACUUUCCCGUCUCCUGGCCAAUACCUUGGGUGUUCGAAUCCUCCUGGAUACUAAGGAACUACCUCUUACGCCUGCCCUGCUUCUUAGUAAUUCCUACCAGUUGGGAUCUUGGGGGAAAUAUACUGCAAAAGCCCAAAGUACAAGGGUGGUGGAGCUUUAUCAAAAAGAUGGACGAGAAGAGACGAUUCGCCAAGAAGUCUCGGUGUUUCUUUCGUCUCACAGGAUGAAGGGCCAUCAGAAGGUGGUUUUGAAGACCUUUUGGCCAUAUCCCGGCCGUUCUCCAACCACCAGCUUCUAUUCUUCUGAAGACACUGUCCAGGUGUCAGACGUGGUCGUGGGGCUUCUUUCGGAGCUCCCACAAGGACAAGCAGUAAUGCUUGAGGGCUUUGUGACGAGCGUGCCCCCACGUAGGAUCAAGCCAUCACCGCCGCCCGCCUGUAUACCACGCUGCUCCGUGCGCCCCCCAGAGCUGACGAUCCGUCUCUGUGCCGUUGUCUGCCGAUCUCGCGGAGACCAACCAAUCCUAAGCAAGGUGGUAUGUAUGGUCGGCCGGGCAGAGAAGCCUCUCUGUCAUCGGGUCACACUCCCUCAGUCCUUGGACACCACAUUAGAGUUAUGGGGAGUGUUGGAUAAGAAUCAGAAAAGAAACAUAUGGGUCCAAAUCAAAGAAGCCUCAGAAAAGGCGAUGAAAGUGAUAAUGGAGGAAGAGAAAAAAAUGAGCUCUAAAGAAAGGGGAGGGAACAAGGUGCAAACUGAUGUCCUCGGUGUGGAUAUGCUUCUUACUUGUGUUGACUACAUGGUGUCACCCGUCAUUCUCGGUGUAACCACUGAUCUAUGUCUGGAAAGUUGUGGGAUCCAGGAAUGUGUUCUCGGAAGCCUGGCAGCCGGGAAAUCCACCAGCGUUGACUCCGCGUCUGGGCCUCUUAUCGAAACAAUGCUUCGCCGUUCUAUGACGUACGUGAUGGAAGGAAAAGAUGUCUUGAUGAUCGGUGCCGGUGGCAUCAGCAAAAAGUUCAUCUGGCAGGCCGCGCAGAGUUACGGGAUCAAGAUCCAUAUGGUGGAGUCAAACCCGGGACAUUUUGCCUCAUCCCUUGUCACCACCUUCAUCCAUUAUGACUAUGACGAUAGCUCCUGUAGUGACGAGGAACAUGCUCAGAACAUCUUGUCUAUAGUCAGGGACAAAGGUCUCCAUCUUUCAGGGUGUAUGGCAUUUUGGGAUGAGUGCACCAUCCUGGCAGCCAUAUUGUGUCGUAUGUUAGGUCUUCCCGGUCCUCCUCCGAAUGCUGUGAGACUUGCCAAGCGCAAGACCCAAACCCAGCUGUGUCUCCUCAACAUGACAGCUCCAUCUCCACCAUUUCCAUACGCUGGGGCAUUUGGCGUUCCCUGCUUUCCUCUAGGUCCUGGAACAGGGGGGGUAGAAGCGGCAGAGUCAAUCCUUUCAUACCCAUUGGUGUUAAAGCCAGAAUCUGGGGCAGGAGCUGUUGGCGUUCGCUUAGUCCAGGAUGCAGAGGAGUGUAGAAGCUUAGUUAAAAAGAUGGGGGUAGAGCCCGAAGCGUCUAAGCUUAUAAUGAAUGAUGAAUACUCCUCCAUAGAUGCCGGUGGAGUCCAUCAUAAAGAAAAUGGCUGUAAGCCAAGAAAUGGAGAGAGUAGGGAGCUGGCGGUCCCUGAAGUGGGACUAUCAAAUGGAGUAAGCAGUGAUGAUGAACCGGUCAAGGUUGCAGUUCAGACACCUCCUCCUCUCCUGGCUGAGUAUAUCACCGGCUCAGAGCACGAUGUGGAUUUGGUCCUGGGUUUUAAUGGCCGUCUUUUGGCAGCUUACGUAUCAGACAAUGGGCCGACUCUACUUCCUGGUUUCACUGAAACCGCUGCAGCGCUUCCAUCCCGACUUAGUCAAGAACGGCGUUGCCAGCUGGUUCAGGCCGCUUCACGCAGUUGUAGAGCUUUAGGUCUGUACCCCGGGGUUUUCAAUGUAGAACUCAAAAUGACUGAAUCCGGUCCACGAUUGCUUGAGAUUAACCCCCGAAUGGGUGGAUUUUAUCUUCGUGAUUGGAUUCGCCAUAUCUACGGCACUGACCUGGUGCUCGUUGCCCUUGCCUUGUCCUGUGGGCUGGAGCCUGCGUUACCAGAGAAGGGUGCCCAGGAGAGUGCCGUUCUAGUUGGCAUUAUGUGCACAGGAGAAUCUCACGAGGAGGCUUUGGGCAGCACAGCAAAUCCACAGAGAUUGUCCGAGCUGCACAAUGCGGGAUACAUCAGAUUCAACCGUCUCGAAGGUUGCCCGGUGCACAAACCGGAUCAGGAACCAUACUGCAAUGUGGCAUGUCAGGGGGAGAACCAGAAGGAGGCCAGGGAGAGGCUUCUGGGGGUGUGCUCUGCGCUCGGCUUCGAUUCUCAGAGAUAUCCAUUGCGUUAUUUGACUGGGGAGUUCCAGUCCAAGAUGGUAGUGAAUGAAGUCUAAGGGUGGAAAAAGUGGAGGAUCGGUGGGAACAAAUAUAAGGACUACUGUAAGAAAAUAGGGAUCAGUCUCCUUCUUAACAUAUUUUCACCCGAACAAUAAAUUUUACGAUGGCACUACCUCCCCGACACCCAGUUUGGCCAUAAAUAUCUGAGAGGUGGAGGUCCCAUCCUGGUCCCUGACCCGUGUGCCAGCACUUUUGGCAAAGCUUGAUGCCCUGGCUCCAAUGGCGAGGUAGUUGAGCGCCACUGAGACCGCGGGAGAUGUGGGGAGGGCUGAUCCAAUGGCGCUGAUCUCUAAAAAGUGGAGGUCCUAAAGGUGAGACCCCACCCAAAAGAUAUCUAUGGCAAAUUCCAUAGACAGGAAACCUUCUUCAGGUCUAAGUAUUGAGUAUUCUUGAGGGUUUCUGGGAGAUUGUUGCCUCAGACAAAAAUUCAGGAUAUAAUAGUUAUUCCCACUUGUCUAGUUGGCGGUGACUUUUUGGGUAUUAUUUUAUGUAUUAAAUGUAUUUUUACUGUUUUCAGUAUUUUUAAAAAUGAAUCUGAUCCAGAUGAUCUUGGGCAAAUUUAUUAGGGUCAAGUCAAAUACUAGAAGUUCUAACUGGAGGAGAAAUUACAAACAAUUUGUUCUGGAAAGUUUUGCUUCUUCCCCCUCAUCGAACGAAUGAACAAAUCAAAGGGAAAAACAUAUAUGGCCGAUCUGUAUCUCUGACCCCUGGGACCUCAACCGGUCAUCAGAACAGGGCUGAGAUGUACCAGACACACAUUAAGCCGAGCCGCGUGCCAGCUCUGCCACUUCUAUCCUACUGAUCGGCGGUGGUCCCAGGAGUCAGACCCCCUCAUGUUUAUUUUUCUUUUUUUUCCCAUUAAUGACAAAUUCUGUAAAAUAUAAAAAAUUAUGAUCGAUUUUUAAAUCUACAAAUGUACAGUAUAUUCUAUAAACAAUAAAAGUUGGAUAAAACCUUG